Salvia splendens (bonfire salvia) is the source of this 1372-nucleotide messenger RNA. RefSeq names its product putative nuclease HARBI1. The coding region runs from base 230 to 1372 and encodes 380 amino acids. Lineage: Eukaryota; Viridiplantae; Streptophyta; Magnoliopsida; Lamiales; Lamiaceae. The transcript is spliced from 7 exons. The record is from RefSeq and is a predicted model, not a curated record.
UACCCGAAUACCCGGUGUACAACCACCGACCCGGUUGUAAUUGAGAUACCACCCACGUUUUUGUGUAUAUGGCUAUCGCGGUUUUCACCUCCGAUACGGCCGUAUGCAAUGUUUCCCGAUUGUGAAAAAUUCAAGGGGUAAAAAGGAUGAGGAACUUGUAAUCGGACAGAAUUAAUUCCAUUCAUUCGCGUUCAAUUUUGCAGCGGUCUGAAAUCGGCGUGCGUUUUGAAUGGGUAACGCCGAGGAUUCCCGAAAGAAUAACCUGACCACCGUGGUGUUCUUGCUAGAAGAGAUUAUACGGAACCAUCAAAUUAACAUGCUUCUCAUAUCUUUGAUGAUCACAUUAAUUUUCCCGCAAAACCGCAAGUGUAAACGGUGGGAUCGGCUAGGUCAGUCUGUGGUUCUAGAUUCUAUCCCGGAUCAUGUGCGUCAACUAGAUAGGCUUAUGCGUGUGACAGACAUAGCUUGUGUGGAUAAUUUGAGAAUGGAUAGGAAUACCUUUGGGCGUCUAUGUCGUAUUCUCCGUGACCGGGUAGGCCUAGUAGACCAGAGACAAGUGACUGUAGAAGAACAAGUGGCUAUGUUCCUGUGUGUGCUUGCUCAUCACAAAAAAUCCCGCAUACCCAUCCCAAUAGAUGAGGGUUGUAUUGAUCGUAGAUGGAAAUGGUUCAAGGGUUGCUUAGGUGCUUUGGAUGGGACUUACAUCAAUGUGCGUGUCCCAAUUGCCGACGUUCCCCGGUACCGUAAUCGAAAAGGUCACAUCACCACCAAUACACUAGCCGUGUGUGACCCCCAGCUCAGAUUCACUUACCUCCUUCCUGGUUGGGAAGGCUCGGCAGCCGAUUCAAGGAUCUUAAGGGAUGCAGUCAGCCGACCUUUAGGUCUGAAAGUACCCAAAGGAUGCUACUAUCUCUGCGAUCAAGCAUACCCAAAUGCCGAAGGUUUCUUGACACCGUACAAAGGUGUCCGCUACCAUCUCAAGGAAUGGGGGGUCGGAAGGCAAGCCCCCCAAACACCGGAAGAGCUUUUCAACCUUAGACACUCCAAGGCGAGGAAUGUCAUCGAAAGAUCAUUCGCGGUGCUGAAGAUGCGUUGGGGAAUCCUAAGGUCAGCAAGCUUUUAUCCCAUAGAUGUUCAAACUGGACUCAUCAUCGCAUGCUUUCUUCUACACAAUUACAUACGAGGUGAAAUGGUAGUUGAUCCCGUCGAGGCUGAGGUGGUUAAUGAGGCUAAUAUUGAUGAUGAGCCUGCCAACGAUCCUUUGUUGUGUGGUGAUAAUAUCAGUAGCGUGGAACCAUCUGCAUUAUGGACCCAAAAAAGGGAUGAUCUUGCAAGGGAAAUGUGGGGAGACAGAAAUAAUGGACAAGUUUGA